GGUUCUGGUAUAUUCAGUCUUGAACUAGGCGCGCCUGCGAAAGAUGUGCGCCGGGCGAGGCGGCUCCACCGAUCCAAGUAAUCCAGAGCCUCGGAGAUAAGCUAAUAGAUACCUCGAAAUGUGCUGUUGGUGUGCACGUGUCUAUUGGACGGUUCUGCACAAUCUGCUGCUCCGGAUGCUGGACAGUCUGAUGGAACUGCGUCUGAGGUCGACCGUCUUGUGUGGCUGCUGUGCCGGUUAUCAGCGGCAGGCCGGUGAGGAGGGUGACGUCGCCGUCGUGGAACGGGUUUCCAGCACUGAUGACGAUCAACGACAUCAUGAUUACGUCAUUGUGGAUGAUGCCGAUGCCACCUACACAGAGAUCGAGGAGCGGCAUGUGGAGACGGAGCAGUACUACUUCACCGUGGAUCGUGCCACGGCGGAACGAAUGCUUCAGGGCAGGGAGGAUGGCUCCUGUCUGGUUCGUCCCUUCAAGGCAGCCGAUCAGUGCAUCCGAUACAUUGUGAGCAUCUGGGCCUCGGACCAGUACUAUCACCUGUUCGUCCGACAGCUGGACAGGAGGCAGCGCUACGCCAUCGGGCAGCGGAAGUCCGGGGAGCGGUACUUCGGCUCUCCCUCGGAGAUCGUUGAGUUCUACUCCCAGCAUCCGCUGCUGUGCACCAACAAGACCGUGAGCCAGUGCAUCCGUCUGCAUCCCAUUAGUUACGCUUAGUAGAUCGGA
Messenger RNA from Drosophila serrata, 721 nucleotides. RefSeq lists its product as uncharacterized. Gene Ontology annotation, biological process: intracellular signal transduction; cell surface receptor protein tyrosine kinase signaling pathway. The record is from RefSeq and is a predicted model, not a curated record. NCBI's taxonomy places the organism in Eukaryota, Metazoa, Arthropoda, Insecta, Diptera, Drosophilidae.